AUGCCGAAACAUCCCUCUUCACCAUCACAAUCGCAAUCACACUCCCUUUCCCCGCCAGCACUUGACCAACAACAGUCGUAUCCUCACUUCGAAUUCGCUUCCAACUCUCAUUCAAACUUUCGUAACGGUUCACAAUAUCCACAACAACAUGAAGACAAUUCGUACUCGCCAUCUCAAACCACAUCAGCUUCAAGAUCAGGCUUGAAUUCUACUUCGAGACACGAUGCAGACACAGCCACAGCCACUGGAUCCAAGAACGUCGAUACGCGUACUGGAAAGAGAAGAUACGCGGCAUCGUGUGAGGCUUGUAGGCGCAGGAAGAGGAGAUGCGAUGGAAAGGGAGAGAAUGGAGAGAGUCUGUGUAAGUUUUGUCCUCAGGCGGGGAUUGCGUGUGUGUUCCCAAGGUCCGGAGAAGCUUCGAGGCUCGAAAGUGCCAUCACUACGGCAGAAGCUUCACAGUCUUUCAUUGAACAACUCGCGAGCGCCGGAGACGAUGACCGAGAGCGGAUGCUCAUGGAGUGGAUGAAGCAGCGUGAUGAUGGCGAGGUCAAAAAGCCUAUUGUGUCGACGAGGAAGCGCAGAAAGUUGGUGAAGAAGGAGGAAGUCGAGGAGGACAAGUUGGCUGAGGGCAACAGUCUGCCUGAGCCUAGUGCAGAGUCCACGAAGACCUCAAAUAUCAUCACCGUCUUUGACCGAGCAGCAGACGAGGAUUCGUCCGUCAAGGAGACCGCUGCUCUACGCCAGGAUGUACUCAAUCGACUGCUUGCGGUCGCCGUCGAUAGCUUUUCGGAAUUCCGUAUUCCUACCUUAGCGGAAAGCCAGUUGAUGAUGGAGAGCUACUUCUGCUGGCAGAAUCCUCGCUACGAGGUGAUCUAUCGACCUGCUUUCGAAGAAAGCCUCCAUACUAGCGAACCCACGUUCUGCAACGACUUCCUUCUGUGGUGUAUCUACUCCCAAGCGUCGAGACAUAUACCAGAGAUGCGAGAUCGGCUGCAUGAGUUUGCGGCGAGAGCCCAUUUACUCCUGGCGGUCGAGCUCAGCAGGCCAAGCGCGAUCGCGACCGUUCAAGGCGUGGGUCAUGGCCGGCGCUAUGCAUUCCGAAUGAUCGAAGACCUUGGAUGGGAGCGUCCAAAUCGCAGCUAUGAAGGCCUACCAGAGAAGCUACGGACGGCCGAAUUAUGCACAUAUUGGGCGGCAUAUACAUGGGACAAGACCCUGUCGCUGUCCCUCGCCAAAAGGCCUACCUUGAGGCCGAAAGAAAAGCCCCCACUCCCUCCUGUCGAGGAUGGAGCAACCUUGUGGAGACCCUUUUACUCGGAAGUGCAGUGGGCUGAGUUUACGACAAAGCAGUACCCUGGUGCCCAAGCGUCGUUCGAGAUGAGAUGCUUCCGAUAUUCCUGCUCACUCUACCAGUUCCUCGACGAAGUCCUCGAACAUGUUUAUUCCAUCAAAGAAUCUCGCCUUCUUCAAGCUCGCGAUUUUGUCCUCAGCAUGCGAGAUCGCAUGACAGCGUGGCAAGCCCAGGUACCCGUCGAAAUCCUCCUUGACGCAGAUAACCUUCCACCAGUGUCGCCACCAGCGCACGUCAUACAGUUCAACCUUUUGAUCCACACGAUCUGGAUCCUGCUUUAUCGUCCCUUCGCCCAAACCGGCUCUCUCGCCGUCCCAUACGCCGCCACAGCAUGCCGCAAGUCUGCCCAAGAUAUCGCCGCCUGCCUCCGCCUCUUCAAGAAUUCAUUCCCCGUCGCACGGUCUGCCUACCUGUUCGUCUAUGCUGCGCUAUGCUCCGCCACCAUCGACAUGGGCGACAUCAUCAGCGCAAGUCAGAGUCAAGCCGUCGUUGGUGGCGAGAAGGAUGGCGCGAAGGGCUCUGCCAAGAAAGGUACGAGGAGGGUUAAGGGGCGAAGUGAUGGGAGAUGGGGUGGAAAGAGGGCCGAGAAAGCCACGGAGAGACUGGAGACAACGUUGCCCAUUUUGGCGCAUGGGAUCAGGUUAAAAAUUCCGGGAGCACCGAAAAUGGUGGGGGCGUUGAUGCAGAUGCUAGAGAGCGCGAACGCGUUACAACAGCAGGAGGAACCAGAUGCGGACGAGAUCAGGCUGCAGCCUCCACCCAUGGCACCUGCCCCGUCUCAUGCCUCUGUAGCUGGCCCAUCACACGCUCCAGCGAUGGGCCCACGGCGUUCUGUGGUCGAAUAUACCUCCUCGGCUGCCGCUUUACCUUCCGUACAUGCUGCUCCGGCACCCAUCCCGCCUUACCUGGGUGGUGCGUUACCGCCCAGCCGGAUGCAUUCAAAAAGUGCAGAUGCGACUCCCUACGGCGGCAUCCCGGCCGGCACGAACGUUUAUCAGCACCAGCCUCCCCCUGAGCAGGGCAUUCCAAGGCCUCCGCUCCCCGCCUCUACGACGUUUCUGGAUGAAUUUUUCUCGUCGUUCAUGCCUAUGGACACCAGUGCUGACAGUCAUCCUAUGUCAGCGAGCACGUCGUUCUCGGCGUGGCCUAGCGCUGGCGGCCUGGACUUCUUUGCGCUCCCCAACCCACUCCCAUCGCCCUCGAACUCAGAUCACCUUAGCUCGACUUCGGCGCCACAGAUAGUUCCUGGUCAUCCGAUACUCACCCCGCAGGAGCAGAUUCGGGUGCAUAACAAUCAAAAACGUCAGUUUCCCAUGGGUACGGAGACGGUGGGCGGGGGCAAGGGCCGAGUGCGGGCUCAUACGGGAGAGGAGGUAGUGGGAUCAGGGGAAUACGGUGCACAUCACUGUUCGACGUCGCCUUGUAACAUAUUGUACCAAUAUUGA
Stereum hirsutum FP-91666 SS1 is the source of this 2796-nucleotide messenger RNA. RefSeq lists its product as uncharacterized. The transcript is spliced from 15 exons. The coding region runs from base 1 to 2796 and encodes 931 amino acids. Gene Ontology annotation, biological process: regulation of DNA-templated transcription. Gene Ontology annotation, molecular function: zinc ion binding; DNA-binding transcription factor activity, RNA polymerase II-specific. NCBI's taxonomy places the organism in Eukaryota, Fungi, Basidiomycota, Agaricomycetes, Russulales, Stereaceae. The record is from RefSeq and is a predicted model, not a curated record.